CUCUAUUACUAGCUCGCUCGCGCACGGGCCCGACCGGAGCCAAGUACGUGUUCGCGUAGCUGCUGCUUCUUCUUCUAGCGCGCGGAUCGAUGGUGUCGUUGCAGUCGGCGCUGCUGCCGGAGGCCAGGCGGCCGCGGCCGCCGUGCCUCCCGCUCGUCGAUGCCGUCGCCGUCGCCUCCACCGCCACCAGCAAGAAGCGGAAGCGGGACGGCGGGGACGACGGAGACGGUGAGCGUGGCGAGGUCGGGAUCGAGCUCAGCUUCGACGCCGCGCCGCUGCCUCUCGAGUGGCAACGCUGCCUCGACAUCAAGUCGGGGCAGAUUCACUACUACAACACGAGGACGCACAAGAGGACGUCCAGGGACCCGAGGGCGGAGGAGCCGGCGCCGGCGCCGGAGUUGCACCACCACCGCGCCUCGCCCGCGGAGGAGGAGGAGCAGGCCGCGAAUUAUUGCGCGCCACCGCCGGGACUGGACCUGGAGCUCAACCUCACGUUCGAGCCGCGCCGGGUGCCCGUCCAGGAGAUCAAGAAGCCGAGGCGGCCGGUCGCCGAGACGACCACGAAGUUAGCAGCUGCAGUGGACGAGGAGAAGGUAGCGGCGCCGCUCGAGCUGCCGGCCGGUGGCGCGUCAAGGGAGAUGGUCGCCGCCGUGUGCACGCGGUGCCACAUGCUGGUGAUGAUGUGCCGCGAGUGGCCGGCCUGCCCAAACUGCAAGUUCGUGCACCCAACGACAGCGAACCAGAGCUCGCCACCGCCGCCGCCGCCGCCGCCGGAGCCGGUGCCGCUCAAGCUCGGUCUCCAGCUCCUCUGCUGCAAGGACUAGCCAUCAACAACAAGCACCUGAUCUGAUCCAAUGCCCCAACACAUGAUCAUGAUCAAUCGAUCGCUCGUCGUCUCAAGCUCCUCGAUCGACCAGUGCAACGGCUGUCGUUAUAGAGCGCAUGUACGCCGUAGCUAUCUAUACACACAAAUAUUGUCACUACGUAGCUGCGUCGUCGUACAAGUGCAAUAACCAAGCAGUGGUAAUUAAGGCCACUGUUAGUGUACGUACGUAAGUAGAUGAUUAUUAGGCGGCUUAAUCAAACAAGGAAAUUAAGUUGUUCGCAGAGGAGCAAGUGAUGAUCAAUACUCCUAGCUAGCUAGCUGGUGACCGAUGGGCGAUGGUGAGGUAUGAAUAUAUGAUGAUGAUGAUGAUGUGUAGAUAUAAGUGCAAAUAUAAAUGUAGCCUGGAACUUUGUGGGUAUGCGUCACUAGCUCACCAGGCUCACUUGCCCGUGCAUGUGUAUUGCGAAUUUCGAUCGAGUUGCUUGCUCAUCGCCACUAUAUGUGCGUGUGUGUGCAUUGUAGAAAGUUGGUUGGCUGUUGGUGAGCAGAAAUUUAUUGGUGCCUGCGUGCUUAUGUUUUGUGUAGUAGUGCAUGCUGUUUCUGCGAUGGAGCUGCAUUGAUGGACACCC
This is a messenger RNA of Oryza brachyantha (malo sina), 1455 nucleotides long. RefSeq lists its product as uncharacterized. Gene Ontology annotation, molecular function: protein binding. The transcript is spliced from 2 exons. The record is from RefSeq and is a predicted model, not a curated record. NCBI's taxonomy places the organism in Eukaryota, Viridiplantae, Streptophyta, Magnoliopsida, Poales, Poaceae. The coding region runs from base 90 to 824 and encodes 244 amino acids.